GUAAUAGUGUUUCAGACAGUAGUAGAAGAAGAAGAAAGCUUCUUCCUUUUUGCUUGUUUAAUCGCUGAUUUUUUUUUGUUUCCAUUGGGGCAUUUUGGGAUCUCAAAGUUCUUCAUACAGUCCCCAACCAAAAGGUAUUUACUUCACCAAACAUUUGGUCUCUUUCACAAUAUUCUCUUCCUUUGUUCGUUUUUUUUUAAUUUAUCUACUUAAGUGUUCUCUGAAAUAGACCAAUGUUUGGAGUGUAGUUUGAGACUUACUUAUCACUGUUCCAUUACCCUCGUAGCUUUUAUUUCCUUCUCUUGGAUUUGGGGUUUUGGUAGAUUUUCCCUUAUGCCUCAACGAGUUUCAAAUUUAAAGUUUCAAGCUUUUGUUCUUUGUCUUGUAGCUUUCUCAACCGUUGGUUUUUGAUUAUGAAACGGACAUCUGGAACCACAUUUGUUACUAUAAAGACAAAUUCAGUUCCUUUAAAUCAUUUCUAAUACUUUGUGUUAAAUGAUUGGUUUAUUCAAGAUUUUCUCUUAUCUUGCAUGUUUGCUGAUUGGUUCAGUUUACUUCAUCUUAAAGUUUGUUUCUUCUUUGACUAUGUUUAUGUAUGUUUCAGCAUUUUUAAAGAAUCCAAUGUAUGUGUGUGUGUGUGUGUGUUUUCUCUCUCAUUCAGAUCCUGAGACUGUUAUGUGCUGAUUGUGAUCUUGGAAACUAUAAAUGGAGAAAAGGAAGAGAGAAUCAUCUGAGAGAAGCUUUGGUGAAUCAGAGUCUGUGUCUUCACUAUCUGAGAAGGAUUCUGAAAUUCAAGUAAGAUCAAGAAUUUUGUUUUUGUUAUUUUAGUCUUGUGUCCUUUGCAUCUAAAAGAUCAUUGUAAUGUCUGUUUUUAUUUUUGCUCAAGCCUGAGAGUACAAUGGAGUCUCGUGAUGACGAGAUACAAUCACCAACGGUUUCUUUGGAAGUAGAAACUGAAAAGGAAGAGUUGAAAGAUAGCAUGAAGACUUUAGCCGAGAAACUUUCAGCUGCUCUUGCUAAUGUGAGUGCUAAAGAUGAUCUAGUGAAGCAACAUGUCAAAGUCGCUGAAGAAGCUGUCGCUGGGUGGGAGAAAGCUGAAAAUGAAGUGGUUGAGUUAAAGGAGAAGCUUGAGGCUGCUGAUGAUAAGAAUAGAGUGUUGGAAGAUAGAGUAAGCCAUCUUGAUGGAGCUUUAAAGGAGUGUGUGAGACAGUUAAGGCAAGCAAGAGAUGAACAAGAACAGAGAAUUCAAGAUGCUGUGAUCGAGAGAACUCAGGAGUUGCAGUCUUCUAGAACCAGCCUUGAGAACCAGAUUUUUGAAACUGCAACCAAGUCUGAGGAGCUUAGCCAAAUGGCGGAAUCUGUGGCGAAAGAAAACGUGAUGCUUAGACACGAGCUUCUUGCGCGAUGCGAAGAGCUAGAGAUCAGAACUAUUGAGAGGGAUUUGAGUACCCAAGCAGCUGAAACCGCCAGCAAGCAGCAGUUAGAUAGCAUAAAGAAAGUGGCGAAACUUGAGGCUGAGUGCAGGAAGUUUCGGAUGUUGGCUAAGUCAUCAGCUUCGUUUAACGAUCAUCGAUCUACAGAUAGUCAUUCUGAUGGAGGGGAACGAAUGGAUGUGAGUUGCUCUGAUUCAUGGGCAUCAUCCACAUUGAUUGAGAAGAGAAGCCUUCAGGGAACUUCCUCUUCCAUUGAACUUGAUCUCAUGGGUGAUUUUCUUGAGAUGGAACGUCUUGUAGCAUUGCCUGAGACGCCAGAUGGGAACGGUAAGAGUGGACCUGAAUCAGUUACAGAAGAGGUUGUUGUUCCCUCAGAGAACUCGUUAGCUUCUGAAAUAGAAGUACUGACUUCUCGCAUUAAGGAACUUGAAGAGAAGUUGGAAAAGUUAGAAGCCGAGAAACAUGAGCUCGAGAAUGAAGUUAAAUGUAACAGAGAAGAGGCUGUUGUUCAUAUAGAGAACUCAGAAGUACUGACUUCUCGAACUAAGGAACUUGAAGAAAAGUUGGAAAAGUUAGAAGCAGAGAAAGAGGAGCUCAAAAGUGAAGUUAAAUGUAACAGAGAAAAGGCUGUUGUUCACGUAGAGAACUCAUUGGCUGCUGAAAUAGAAGUACUGACUUCUCGAACUAAGGAACUUGAAGAACAGUUGGAGAAGUUAGAAGCGGAGAAAGUUGAACUCGAAAGUGAAGUAAAAUGUAACAGAGAAGAGGCUGUUGCUCAAGUAGAGAACUCGUUGGCUACUGAAAUAGAAGUAUUGACUUGCCGAAUCAAGCAACUUGAGGAGAAGUUAGAGAAGUUGGAAGUAGAGAAAGAUGAGCUCAAAAGUGAAGUUAAAUGUAACAGGGAAGUGGAGAGCACAUUGAGAUUUGAGCUCGAAGCUAUUGCUUGUGAAAAAAUGGAGCUGGAAAAUAAGUUGGAGAAGUUGGAAGUUGAGAAAGCUGAGCUGCAAAUAUCUUUUGACAUAAUCAAAGAUAAAUAUGAAGAAUCUCAAGUUUGUCUGCAAGAAAUCGAGACGAAGCUGGGGGAGAUACAAACGGAGAUGAAACUCGUUAACGAACUAAAAGCUGAAGUAGAGUCUCAAACCAUCGCAAUGGAAGCAGAUGCAAAGACUAAAUCCGCAAAGAUUGAAUCUUUGGAAGAAGACAUGAGAAAGGAGAGGUUUGCUUUUGAUGAGCUUAGGAGAAAAUGUGAGGCUCUUGAAGAAGAGAUCUCUCUCCAUAAAGAGAACUCAAUCAAGAGUGAAAAUAAAGAACCCAAGAUCAAACAGGUCUGUCUCCAAAGUUCAGGUGUUAGUUAAACUUAGACUGUGUUCCAUCACAAUCACUUUUUUGUCCACUAAAACUUGAUUACUAUAAUUCAGGAAGACAUAGAAACAGCUGCAGGGAAACUUGCGAAUUGUCAGAAAACAAUAGCUUCAUUGGGGAAACAGUUGCAGUCCCUUGCAACACUUGAAGAUUUCUUAACCGAUACACCGAUAAUUCCAAUGGCUGCAAAUGGUGUAAGCAGCAGCAGCAACUCAGAGAGUUGGAAGGUUCACAAAAACGAAACUUUCAUGACAAGAAAUCAUCCUGAGUCCAUCAAACCAACCAAAGAAACAUCUCCAUCUUCUUCUUCUUCUACUGCGUCUGCUGCUGUUUCAAUGCCAGUUUCAACAAACCGAGGGAGUUCUGAGAAGAAUCGCAAUGGAUUUGCAACAGUAUUCACAAGAAGUAAAGACGGUAUCCAUCUGGCUAUAUAACAUAACUUUGGCAGAGUAGGCAGAGAAACUUAUCUCUUAGGGUUUAAAAAGGAUCCGUUUUUAACACCACUUUGUUCCCUUUUCCAGAUUUUGAAUCCAUAGUAGUAGUUUUAAAAGUUAAUCUCUAGUGUAAUGCAGUGGAUGGAUAUUCCAUAAAAGAUGUUUC
Messenger RNA from Arabidopsis thaliana (thale cress), 3395 nucleotides. RefSeq names its product filament-like protein (DUF869). The coding region runs from base 899 to 2788 and encodes 629 amino acids. The transcript has 2 exons. The record is from RefSeq and is marked reviewed. NCBI's taxonomy places the organism in Eukaryota, Viridiplantae, Streptophyta, Magnoliopsida, Brassicales, Brassicaceae.